Molecule: messenger RNA, 1772 nt
Organism: Penaeus monodon (black tiger shrimp)
Lineage: Eukaryota; Metazoa; Arthropoda; Malacostraca; Decapoda; Penaeidae
Product: putative methyltransferase C9orf114 homolog
Exons: 6
Coding region: 88-1278 (396 amino acids)
Source: RefSeq, a predicted model, not a curated record
UUGGUUUUGAGCUGCGACACAUGUGAGUUGUAUAGAACCAAGUGUUCAGCGCUUUUAUUCUGAAUAUCAUUGAGAUACUUGAGAUACAUGGCUCAUAAUUAUAAUGAGAGAAGUGGUGGGAGGCAUAUGACAUUUGAUGAUGACCAUGACAAUUCAGAAUACAAUUCUAGAGACUCAUUCAAGAGGAAAAAUAAAGAUGACGACAGAUUUGGCUUUGGCAAGAGGCAGAGAUUUGGUGGUCAGAAUGAUAACAAGCCUAGAUUUGAAAAUUGGAAUUCAGAAGCAGGGAGAAUGAGUAAUUGGAAUAAUAAUAAAAACAAGAAGUGGCAAGAUGCAGAACAGUUUGAAGAAUACUUUGAAGAUGUACCAAGACCAGAGAAGCCUCGGAAAUAUACGAUUAGCAUAGCCAUUCCUGCUUCUAUCCUAGAGGAAACCUGCAAAAAGGAUGAAUUGAGAACAUAUGUUGUGGGCCAGCUGGCAAGAGCAGCAAAUAUAUAUUCUGUUGAUGAGAUCAUUGUAUAUGAUGACAAAUGUUGGCGGAAGAAAGAUGUAACUGGCAAUGACAGCCAAAAUUUGAUUGAGAUGAUGAGAAUGUUGCUUGAAUACCAGGAAUGUCCCCAAUACCUUAGAAAAUACCUCUUCUCAUUCCAUCGCUUUCUUGGUAAAGUUGGGGUUCUGAAUGCACUUAAUGCUCCCCAUCACCUACUCUCCAAACAGUGGUGUGAAUACAGAGAAGGUGUUGUGCUAGAUAGAAAAAACAAGAGCUUAUCCUAUGUCGAUGUAGGUUUAUCAUCAGAAGUCACCAUUGAUAAAAAGCUUGAUGCAGGAGUAAGAGUAACUGUCAGACUGCCUCCAGAGACAAAAGAUCUGACUAAACGUUUUGGGGUUGUGGUUUCACCUGAUGAGCCUAGAGAAAAGUGUGGCUAUUAUUGGGGCUACACAGUUAGAGUUGCACAUUCACUUACAGAGGUUUUGACUGGGGGCAGAUUCCGCAAUGGUUAUGAUCUACUAAUUGGCACAUCAGAUAAAGGAGAAGAUAUCAAGAAAACGGAAUACCCGACAUUCUCUCAUGCACUUAUUGUCUUUGGAGGUGUUGAGGGUCUUGAGGCGGCAAUAGAAGCAGAUGAUCAGCUGGAAGCCACUGAACCACUCCACCUGUUUGACUUCUACACCAACACAUGCCCCAUGCAGCAGGCACGCACGAUACGCACAGAAGAGGCAGUAUUGAUCAGUCUUUGUGCUUUGCAAGAUAAAUUACUGCCAAAAGGAAAAAAUUAAAUACUAGAUGAAAGGUUGCUAAGUCCUUGUUAUAAUAAUAAUAAUUUUUUAUUGAAUUUAGCAUGAGAGUAAAGAUAUUGUUAUACUGUACAGAGUAUAAUUGUCUGUAUUAGUAUUAAAGUACCUGCAAAUAGAAAAAGAAUAUAUUUUUUAUUGACGAUAUUGAAAAUUGUCUUCAGUCUCAUACCAUAUAAUAUGGAACAUAUUUCAUAUGGAUUUAUUUUUAGCUGUAGAGGACAUUUGUGAAACUAACAUUUGUUAAAAUUUAAAUAAUACAUUUUUUUUUUGACCAGUAUAACCAUUGCAUAGUACUCAUAAAACUUAAUGAAUAAUCUGAAUACUUGCAUAGACAAAAAAUAUUUAUGCAAUUUAUUGCACUUGGAAAGUUGUCUAAAAGUGUGAUUUCUUUAAAAUUUAAUGGCACUGGAAUAUUACUUGGAGAUGUAAAUUCUGUUUAUAUCCUGAUUCAAUAAAAUAUGAUGUUACAGUUAUGA